Molecule: messenger RNA, 1065 nt
Organism: Exophiala xenobiotica
Lineage: Eukaryota; Fungi; Ascomycota; Eurotiomycetes; Chaetothyriales; Herpotrichiellaceae
Exons: 2
Coding region: 1-1065 (354 amino acids)
Biological process (GO): secondary metabolic process
Cellular component (GO): cytoplasm; cytosol
Molecular function (GO): carboxy-lyase activity; hydrolase activity
Source: RefSeq, a predicted model, not a curated record
AUGGAUUCUCUAUCGGUGGCCCCGAACAUGAAAUCUCCUACCAUGACCCCACCGCUCAUUGCGCUCGAGGAGCACUUCUAUUCUCGAGCGGUAUUCGACUCGUUCGAUAACGACAUGAAAACAGGCAUUUCUAAAUGGCCAGGAGCACUCGACAGACUCUUCGAUGCUGGUGAUCUCCGCCUCAAGGAGAUGGACAACGGCAAAGUGGUCCUUCAAGUUAUCUCGCAUUGCGCCGCGGACAAUCCAUCGCCCGAGGUCUGUAGGGCAGGCAACGAUCAGCUGGCUGAAGAGAUACGCAAGUCUGAAGAGACCAGAAAGCGCUUUGCCGGCUUUGCAGUUCUGCCCAUGUCAGAUCCCGGGGCUGCAGCGACCGAGUUGGAGCGGACGGUCAAAGAGCAUGGCUUCGUGGGCGCGCUGGUCGAUCAUAAGGCUGGCAACAAAUUUUGUGACGGGGACGAGUACGAUGUUCUCUGGCAGAAACUGCAAGACCUGGACGUUCCGAUCUACCUUCACCCUGCGUGGCCAACGAGAGAACUCCUCCAAACAUCGUACGCUGGGAACUAUCCGCCUCGUUCGAUGACCGUGAUAGGAGGAGCAAUGUGGGGCUGGCACAGCGAGGUCGGUGUCCAUGUACUUCGACUACAUGCCGCAAGAGUGUUUGAUAAGUUCCCCAAGUUGAAGAUAAUUCUGGGUCAUUUUGGAGAGAUGAUGCCGUUCAUGUUGCAGAGGAUCGUAGAUCAGGAAAGCAUUAUGGGCAAGCGAGAUCGGCCCUUUGGGCAGGUGUGGAAUGAGAACAUCUGGAUCACCACUUCCGCUGCAUACAGUGUUGAUCCGAUGCGUUGCAUCCUGGCCAACACCAAGAUCGAGAGGAUCAUGUACAGCAUUGAUUACCCCUUUACAACGAACGAACGUGGCCUCAAAUUCUUUCAAGACCUCGAGAAAAGUGGCCUUGUCAACGAGAAAGAGCUCGAACUUAUCGCGUAUAAGAACGCCGAGAAUCUUUUGGGUGUCAAGGCACAGCCAGCAAAGCAGGUCAAUGGUAAUGGGACGAGUCACAACGCUUGA